This is a messenger RNA of Closterium sp. NIES-67, 1596 nucleotides long. The record is from the annotation of a GenBank genome assembly. Lineage: Eukaryota; Viridiplantae; Streptophyta; Zygnematophyceae; Desmidiales; Closteriaceae.
AGUCAGCGAGAGGUUGUUUGGGGGGGAUGCAGAUGGUGCUGGUGCUGCUGCUACAAUAGAAAGCAGAGACGGUGGGAGGAGGUUCAAAAGGCUGCGGAAAAUGGUGGAGGUAAAGGGGAGGGCAGAGGAGAGCAAGGAGGAGAGAAAGGGGGAGAGAAUUGGGCAGGACACUGAGGCAGGCGUGGGCUUUAACUGUGCCUCGCCUUCCGCUGUGUUCAUAUCUCCGUCCGCUCCAGCUCUAGCUGCAGUCACCCCCUCGCCCAGGCAAGGAGCACCGAAGCCAGCAGCAGCUAACCCCCCACCACCGAAGCCAGCAGCAGCUAACCCCCCACCACCGAAGCCAGCAGCAGCUAACCCCCCACCACCGAAGCCAGCAGCAGCUAACCCCCCACCACCAAAGCCAGCAGCAGCUAACCCCCCACCACCAAAGCCAGCAGCAGCUAACCCCCCACCACCAAAGCCAGCAGCACCAGUGGCCACCACUCCGGCUAUGCGGUUAUCAGAGGGCCAUCUAGGGCGUACCCCCAGCCUGGCAUCUGCUCUGCGUCCAGCGUCCUGCCCCAUGCCUCGACUACCAGAGGCGUGCUUUGUAAGCGAUGAUGAGAUUGAUGACAUUGAAGCGUCUCUGCCUGAUGAGCGAGAGGGAGGAGGGGAGGAGAUGGAGGAACGAGAGGAGGGAGAGGAGAGAUGGGAGAGAGGGGAGAGAGGGGAGAGAAGGCAGUUGUGUGAAGAGGGGGAUGGGUUGCGGCGAAGGCUGUUUUGGGAUGGAAAGGAGGGCUGUUUUCCAGGCAUUUGUGAGGCGCUUCAAGGCUCGCAGGCAGCAGGUGGAGGGGCUGAGGCUGGAAUAGAACACAGGGGCAAAGGCGGAGCAGGCUUUACUGCUCAAAGCUCGUCUGAUUUUAACCACCCCGCUUCAACCCCUCGAAACACACCUCUUUUCCCAGACCCCGUGCGGCAGCCGCCCUUUAACCCACCUCCUCUAAACCCACCACAUCGAAACUCAACGCCGUUGUCUGACGCCAUGCGGCAGCUGCUGCGGCGGCGCCUGCCGCACCUGCAGCUGGUGGGGUGGCUGGAGGAGCAUGGGGACGCCAAUGGCGAGCCCGUGUUCAUCGACUACAAGGGCCAGUUCGGACCCUCCCUUGCAGAUGCGGACAGAGCAGGCCGCCCGGCUUGGCCAGCAGGUGAAGGAGAGAGGGGCGGCAGGUGCGACCCUCCCGAGGCUGAGGCUCGGUGGGCUGCAGAUGCGUUUGGGCAGCAGCAGCAGGCAUGCCAGCCGUUUGGCGUGGGAGGUGUUGGGGAUGGGGUGGGCAUGCGAGGGGGGAACUCUGGAUGGCAGCAAGGGGCUGGGGGAAGGAGGAGAGGAAACGGUGGUGGUGGUGGUGGUGGUGGCAGUGCUGCUGCUAGAAGCGGUCGUAAUGGUGGUGGUGCUGGGAGUGGUGCUGCUACUGGUGGUGCUGCUAGUGGGAGUGGUGGUCAUUGGGUGUCGGAGGGCGGAAAGAAGGUGUACGUGACAGCAGCAGGGAAGACCCUUCACGGCCGCAUUGCCUACCGCCAACACCUAAGGGUAGUUUGGUAACAACAACCACCGCAAUG